Molecule: messenger RNA, 928 nt
Organism: Cornus florida
Lineage: Eukaryota; Viridiplantae; Streptophyta; Magnoliopsida; Cornales; Cornaceae
Exons: 2
Coding region: 135-692 (185 amino acids)
Biological process (GO): phospholipid transport
Cellular component (GO): mitochondrial intermembrane space
Molecular function (GO): phosphatidic acid transfer activity
Source: RefSeq, a predicted model, not a curated record
CGUACUCCGCAGAAGCACCAAAAUGCCUUAAUAUAUAAACAUUUUUGAUUGUCGUCUCUCUCUAUCUCCUCUCUACGAGAUCCAUAGGUCGACUUCAAUCUCUGCAAAAAGGAGAAGGACACUAGAAAGUCGUGAUGGUUAGAGCAUAUGCACAAGAGCACAUUUACAAGCACCCUUGGGAGCGAGUAACCUCUGCAUCGUGGAGGAAAUUUGCUGAUCCUGAGAACAAGCGUACUUUAUCCCACAUCCUUGAAGUUGAAACUUUGAGCCGCAAGCUUGACCCUGAAGCUGGCAAGCUCUAUACCACACGUGCCAUUACUAUUCAUGCUCCAGGACCAUGGUUCAUUCGCAAAAUUGUCGGUCAGGAUAUCUGCCAUUGUGUUGAAUCAACAGUUGUUGAUGCCCAUUCUCGAUCGAUGCAGCUCACCACCCGCAAUAUCAGUCUCCAAAAGUUUAUAGAGGUGGAGGAGAGAAUAAGGUAUGAACCCCAUCCUGAUAAUCCACAAGGGUGGACAAUGUGCAAGCAGGAGACUAGCAUACGUAUAAAGCCGUUGUCAGCACUGGCGUCAAUGGCAGAGAAGAUCGAGCAACGAUGUGUUGAUAAGUUCCAGCAGAACAGUGUGAAAGGUAGAGAAGUUAUGGAGAGGAUGUGUAAGUAUCUUGAAGCUGAAUCAUCUGGGAUUUCACUCUGAUUUUCAAUCGCUUGCUUUGAUUUUGCAGCAUUUUAGGGAGAAAAAACAUAAGAAUUGAAGUGACUUUUUAACUUUCAUCUUGGGCUUCUGGAAUGCUAGUAAUUAGGAUUUUAUGUUGCUUUUAGAGAAGAAAUUAACAUAACAAUAUAAGAUUGUAGAACUGUGGAGGUUUGAUCUGUUGAAUCCCCCCUUUACACAUUCAAAUUUUAGUGUAAUAAAGUGUUCUUUGGCACUUA